UGACGUAGAUCCUUCGUCGCAGAGUCCGGCUCGACAUCAGAGGCCCGUGUUUUUAGUUCCGACCGCGAAGUCGCAUGGUUUCCUGAAAAACGGCAACAUGAGCGACGAUAACUCCAGUUCUGACUGUCGGAUUCCCCUGAGGAAUCUCGUCAACCUCGUCCAGUGCGUCCGAGACCGAGUGAAAGACGGAGAAUCAAAUGAAUCACAUGGGGAUUUUAACCUGCCUAACUUCUGGGAAACGCUAGCACAAGCUGCCAAAUCCACUUCACAGGAAGCCACGAAACUUAGCCUCGCAUUCUCCAAGCCGCCGCUGCCGUCAGAGCAGGAUGCAGAGAAGAUGGCAGAAUCUUUCCAGAAGAGUAUUUUGGCCCUGUCUACAGUCUACAUGUGGUUUCCUAAAAGCCAAGGCAUGACACUGCGCAGAAUAAUCCGAGACGCCACAGCGCAGGUUCUGGAGGGGGUCGUACAGCUGAUAGACGUCAUCCUCAGCACACCCCUGCAGAGCCUAUCGCAAGAACAGCUCACCUCUACAGGUAGUGUGUGGUCAUCAUGCGACCAGUUUGCUCACCUUCCUAAAGAUAACCAGGCUGCGGUGCUCAGCUUGUUGACCUCUCACAUUGCUGUGGUGAAGGACGCCAUAGAGGAAAUGGAGCAGGCACAAACAGAGGCCCUCGACCCCUUUAGUGACGUCUUGGAUGAUGAGGAUCUGGACUCCCGGGGGAACCGAGACACCUACUGGUCAGAAUCGGACCGGCAGCUCAUGGCCCCGUGUCGGGGCCUGAUGAAGGCGUCCGCGGCGUGCCUGCGGAAGCUGACUGCUGCCGUGAAAUCUAAUGGCAACGUGAACAGUUCAGAGACCAUCGCGCAGCUGGAUGACCUUGCUGACAUCACCAAAGACAUAAGCCCAAGUGUUGAUGAUCUUGCCCUCAGUCUUUACCCACCAAUGGACUACUCUGGAGUGCAGCAAAAUGCAUGCAAGGUGGCGGGCGUAUUGGUGAAGGUGCUGGAGAUCACCAGAGCAAGUCACGUCUGCCUGGAAGCCGACCAGAGCUGGGUGGAGUUUUUGAGUGGAGCAGUCGACCACAACCUGCAGAAAGUUGGCGCUUUGGCGCAGGGCUGUGGCUGACACAGACGCAGACUCGGCCUCAGCCUGCCCAAGACGCUCGAUUUCCGGGGAUUGUGUGAUGUAAUCCUGAAUGCUUCUCCUCUUCUGAACUGUGCCUGCAUGUGGGAUGACUGAGAGCUUUUGCGAAUAUGACAAGAGUCUGACAGUAAUAAAUAUUCACAAAAUCGGGGGAGUAUUCGGGUUUAUGGUAGCAGCCUGUGGUGUUCACAGCUUCAGCUAAUAAUAUAAAUAUAUAUAUAAAAAACA
Molecule: messenger RNA, 1372 nt
Organism: Paramormyrops kingsleyae
Lineage: Eukaryota; Metazoa; Chordata; Actinopteri; Osteoglossiformes; Mormyridae
Gene: ccndbp1
Product: cyclin D-type binding-protein 1
Cellular component (GO): nucleus
Source: RefSeq, a predicted model, not a curated record